Octopus sinensis (East Asian common octopus) is the source of this 2625-nucleotide messenger RNA. Its product is annotated as zinc finger protein 100. Gene Ontology annotation, molecular function: RNA polymerase II cis-regulatory region sequence-specific DNA binding; DNA-binding transcription activator activity, RNA polymerase II-specific. Lineage: Eukaryota; Metazoa; Mollusca; Cephalopoda; Octopoda; Octopodidae. The transcript is spliced from 3 exons. The record is from RefSeq and is a predicted model, not a curated record. Gene Ontology annotation, biological process: regulation of transcription by RNA polymerase II. Bases 1347 to 2177 code for a protein of 276 amino acids. Gene Ontology annotation, cellular component: nucleus.
AUCCAUCUCAACUUGUUGCUAUAGACACCCGCCUCUCUCUACGUUGCUAUCACAUGACCUAAAUAGCCAAAUGAACAUCCAAUAAUUCUACUUCCGUUCUGUCUUUAUUUCGGAAGUAUCUCAGCUUCGCCACUUCCACCCUACCCCCAAUAUUCCAGUAAAGAUUAUUUAUUCCAUACAAACUCCGUGUUCCGUGAAAUAUCUUGACGUCCAUCUGCAGUAGUUACAACGUUUCGAAACCUACCAGUUACUGUCAUGGUGUGGACUGGUCCAGAACGUGCUUUUGCGGUUGAAACGUAUAUUAAGAAUGGGGAAUCUGUGAUUACGACCCAGAGAGCUUUUCGUAUUCAUUUCGGACUCAAUCGAAAUGAUGCUGUUCCAGGCCGAAAAUCGAUAUUGUUAUGGACUGAAAGGUUCAGGACUACAGGUUCAGCGCUUAAAAAAAAUCCACCUGGAAGACCUCGGAGCAUUCGAACUCCAGAAAAUGUCCAAGCCGUGAGACAAUAUAUUUUGCAAUCACCUAACCGUUCAGCUCGGAAACAUGCCUCUGCUCUAGGGUUGUCGGAUCGAACACUCAGGAGAAUUUUACACUCCGAUCUCAACUUCGAACCGCAGAAAAUGGUUAUUAAGGAACUUCAUAAAUAUGACUCGCCGAGUGAGGGAACUGCAUCGCCGAAUAAUGUAACUAACUCGCCGAGUAAUGUAACUGACUCGCCGAAUAAUGUAACUGACUCGUCGAAUAAUGUAACUUACUCGUCGAAUAAUGUAACUGACUCGCCGAGUAAUGUAACUGACUCGCCGAGUAAUGAAAUCGACUCACGGAGUGAUGAAAAACUUAAGAAACCAACUACAACAGUUUAUAUCGAUUAGAGACCACCAUUUGGAGAAUAUCAUUUUCAAAACCAAUGUGAAACGAACUGUAUUCCUUCAGAAAUAACAGGCAACGUUGAUAUAAAAGAAUGUUUACCUGAGGUGUAUCCCCAAACCUUUUAUCAUUUAAAGACUAAACGAAGACAUUAUGCACAACAUACAACUCUGUUUAUAUAAAUCUGUGGUAGAAUUAUCAUGAAGAAUUUCCUCUUGAACUGAGAUUAUUUGCGACUUUGCUGUCUGGAACAACUACAAGACUUGUUUUACAUUUCAAUCCAAGUUGAAGUUUACAAUAGAAAUGGUAGGAAUGAAAUAUAAAAGUGAAGAUAAGAAAAAUGUCAGUAUUUUGUAGUGAGGGAAGAACUAUUAUGGUUAAUAUAUUGUAUGAGAAGAAAAUUAAUUGUAUAACAGUCUAAAAAGAUUGAUUUUUACUGAUGGCAUAAAGAAAGAGAUACCUGCUGUGAAAUAUCUGUAAAAUGUCAUCAUCUGACGGUGAUACAAGAAAUAUUGACAAAUAUAUUCAUAAAGAAGUGAAUGCAUAUCAGUGUGAUAUCUGUGGUAAAUCAUUCUCUGUAAGUAGUCGUUUAACCACUCACAAACGUAGUCACACAGGAGAGAAGCCAUACCACUGUGGUAUCUGUGGUAAAUCAUUCUCUCAGAGUAGUGCUUUAAGUACGCACAAACGCAUUCAUACGGGGGAAAAGCCACACCAUUGUAGUGUCUGUGGUAAGUCAUUCAGACUGAAACAUUCCCUGACUAUUCACGAACGUAUUCAUUCAGGAGAGAAACCAUAUCACUGUGAUAUUUGUGGCCAGUCAUUCGCUGUAAGUGACCACUUAACGAAACACAGACGUAUUCAUACUGGAGAGAAACCAUAUGACUGUGAUAUCUGUGGAAAACUGUUCUCUGGAAGUAGUGAUUUAACUACUCACAAACGUACUCAUACAGGAGAGAGUCCAUUUCAUUGUGAUUUCUGUGGUAAAUCUUUCUCUAGAAAUCCUGACUUAACUAUUCACAAACGUACUCAUACAGGAGAGAAGCCAUAUCACUGUGAUACCUGUGGUAAAAUGUUCUCUAGUGGUAGUAGCUUCACUAGACACAAACGUAUUCACACAGGAGAGAAGCCAUAUCUCUGUAAUAUCUGUGGUAAAUCAUUUGCUGUAGGUAGUGACUUAAUUACUCACAAGCGUACUCAUACAGGAGAGACACCUUAUCACUGUGAUAUCUGUGGCAAAUCAUUCUCUAGGAGUAAUAUGUUAACAACUCACAAACAUAUUCAUAAAGGCGAGAAGGCCAUUCCACUUUGAUAUUUAUGUCAAACUUGUUUUCUGACUGACAUUACUUCAGAUGAUAAAUAUAUUCAUAGAAAGGAAAAAAGAUAACAGAUAUCUGUGAUAAAAUCUCUGAGAAAGUAACAACUCCUGUAUCUGUUGAUACCAAACUAUAGCAGUAGUACUGUCAAAAGUCAUUCAUCAUCUUAUAAAGAUAUUCACACAUGAUAGAAGAUAUAACAAUGUGAUAACAACUCUUUUUUUUUUUUAUAACCAUAACUACAUCUAUAUUGGUGAGAUAACUUACCAUUGUCAUAAUCUUAAUAAAAGUAGAUAUAUUCUAUCUGACCUUGUCUCCAGAAAGGAGAAAAAGAUACAGUUGAUGUAUUUGACAUUGUGGGUAAACAACGGAGGCAUGUAUUAAAUCAGGGAUAACAACAACGCAUCUUUUUCUUUAAAUAAAAUAUUUCAUUAUAACACAAUA